This is a messenger RNA of Scophthalmus maximus (turbot), 2335 nucleotides long. It is a transcript of the gene rlbp1b, whose product is annotated as retinaldehyde binding protein 1b. The transcript has 8 exons. Gene Ontology annotation, cellular component: membrane. The record is from RefSeq and is a predicted model, not a curated record. Gene Ontology annotation, molecular function: phosphatidylinositol bisphosphate binding. Lineage: Eukaryota; Metazoa; Chordata; Actinopteri; Pleuronectiformes; Scophthalmidae. The coding region runs from base 142 to 1065 and encodes 307 amino acids.
GCUGUAAUCUGGUGUGACGCCACUAAUCCGACUGCUACAAAUCACAGGUCCCCUCCGCCCUGCUCCGCACAGACCUCUGCGGCUCCCCGCCAGUGACUUCACAUCUGCCUCAGCACCAAGCUGAUUUAAAGAGCCGAAGACAUGGCUGUGGUUAGUGGAACUUACCGUAUGGUGUCGGAGGAGGAGCAGGCUCUUCGGUCGAAGCUGGAGCGUCUGACCGUCAAGGACCACGGGCCAGCGUUCGGUCCCUGCGCCAACCUGCCCGACCACACUAAGCAGAAGGCCAAGGACGAGCUGAACGAGACGGACGAGAAGCGGGUGGCUGCGGUGAAGGAGCUGCGGGGGAUAAUGAAGGAGAAGGCGGAUGCGGGCGACGAUGUGGCCAAGGGGGUGCAGGACACGUUCGGGGAGAAACCAGACAGUUUGCUGGUGCGCUUCAUCCGCGCCAGGAAGUACGACGUGCCCAGAGCCUUCGAACUCAUGAAGGGCUACGUGCGCUUCAGGAAGGAUUACCCCGAGCUGUUUGAGAAUCUGACCCCAGAGGCCGUGCGCAGCACCAUCGAGGCCGGCUACCCCGGCAUCCUGCCGGGCAGGGACAAGUACGGCCGCGUGGUGCUGCUCUUCAACAUCGAGAACUGGGACUACGAGGAGAUCACCUUCGACGAGAUCCUCCGUGCCUACUGUGUGAUCCUGGAGAAGCUGCUGGAGAACGAAGAGACCCAGAUCAACGGGUUCUGCAUCAUCGAGAACUUCAAGGGGUUCACCAUGCAGCAGGCGUCGGGAAUCAAACCCACCGAGCUCAAGAAGAUGGUGGACAUGCUGCAGGAUUCAUUCCCUGCCCGUUUCAAGGCUGUGCACUUCAUCCACCAGCCCUGGUACUUCACCACAACCUACAACGUGGUCAAACCCCUCAUGAAGAGCAAGCUGCUAGAGAGGGUGUUCGUUCACGGGGACGAGCUGGAAAACUACUACAAGGAGUUUGACGCCGACAUCCUCCCGGCCGAGUUCGACGGGAAGGGCGCCAAGUACGACGGCAAGGCCACGGCAGCCAAGCUCUUCGACUAGACAUCCUCCACCCAUCAUCGUGUACCCCAUAGACUGUGGAAACUCUCAAAAGCCCAAUCUAGCUGUGUGGUUGUAGACAAAAAAGAAGAAGUCAUGAAUGAAAGUCAUGAGUGUGUGAGAAGGGUCAAGUGAUGUCGUUCACCAGAGGUCCUGCCAAAGCACAACCCAAGUGGAAAACGAGGCGCUCUCUCUUACUCUCACACUUUCAGUCAUUGCUCCUCAUUUUUAGCAUUGAUGACCAAAGGCCAAUAACCAUUGACAGUCAGCGGUUGCUUUACUGAUUUCAUGUCACGCCAAUUUAGUGUGAAAAUCAAACUUUUGGGGUCUUUAAAACUACUAUAUUUUCACACAAUAAUGCGAUUUUAUGCUGGAGUUGCUCCCUUGAUGGCGUCCUCAGAGCUUGCCAGGAAACAACGAUCCCAUUAUCACACAAAAAAAAGGUUUAUUAAAGUCUAUUAAAUGUCAUUGCAUGAAGGAAAAGCGAGUAUCUCCCACUCUGAGCAGCACCCUGAGGUUUUCCCCGUCGCUCUCCUCCAUGAAGUUGUGCUUUGUCGGGACUUGCAGUUCCCCCACACAGCUUGUUGUGACACUGGCAGGCCCCAGAUUUUAUGUCCCCCCCCCCAAUACGAUUGUCAAACAAAUGUACAAUAAACUGUAUAUAAAUAUAAGUUGUAUUAGUUUUAUUCUACUCAUACAAAAAAAACAACAACAACAGAAAAUCCUGAUCAAGUUAAAAUAAACUUUUAUCAGUUAAUGGUUGAGAUCAAAUGCGGCUCAUCAGUCAAGGCUGUGCACCACAUCACUGCAAAAACAAAUUAUAAAUGUUACACCCAUAUGCUGGUAUGUACUAUAUUGUCACACAGUACAACAGAACUGUACGGACAGUAAAGUGCAAGCAAAACAGUCAGGACACAAUGUACAUUACAGGCGGAGUCGCGGUGCCGCAGCAGGUUGGAUUCAGUUCAGUUUCACGUCAUACACACGUCAUAGGCACUUCUCAAAGGUGUGAUGACAAAGGCCACUAUAACAAUUGUUAUUGUCGAGUAACGGUAGAAAACUAAAAAAGGAAUUCCAGAACACUGUGUCAGUGCUUAAUGAACCUCUUGCUGAAUGACAUUUUCUCAUGGAAUUUUACUGGAAGUUAAGUUUUGUGCCGUAGUUUUCUGUGAUUCCAAGAAAGAAACUUAGCUGAGCGUAGCCAACUCCACCCAUCAUGUAUGUAGCAGUAGGCAGAUUCAAAGAACCCCCUCCCCCCUCCCAAAAAACAACA